ACAAGGAAGUCACAAGCUAGUGCAUAAAACACGCCCCUCUGUCGGCUUUCAAGCGCACGGAGUUUCAUUUUAUUUCGACACCUUGUCAGUGAGGCUUCAAAAUGAUAGCCGCUGGCCGUUUUUUGUCCUUGUUAGCCGCUGUCCAGCUCGGCUCUUGGGCUCACUACGCCCCCGACGAGGUGAGCUAUCUCCCCGGCAUGACGUUCCAACCCAAGUACAGGCAGUGGUCGGGACACCUCCAGGCACGGCCUGGAAAGUUUUUACAUUACUGGUUUGUGACCUCUCAGAGGGACCCGGUCAAAGACCCGCUGGUGCUGUGGCUAAACGGCGGCCCAGGCUGCAGCUCGCUGGAUGGAUUCUUAUCAGAGAAUGGACCCUUCCAUGUAAAAGAUGACGGAGCCACUUUGUACGAGAACACUUUCAGCUGGAACAGGAUCGCAAACGUGCUCUAUAUAGAGUCUCCUGCAGGGGUCGGCUACUCGUACUCCAAUGACGGCAACUAUGCCACUGACGAUGAUCAGGUCGCCGACGACAAUUACAAAGCGCUGCAGAGUUUCUACGCCAAAUUCCCAAGCUUUACUCGAAAUGAUUUCUUCAUAUUCGGAGAAAGUUACGGGGGAAUUUACGCACCAACUCUUAGCUUGCGUGUCGCUUCAGGAAAUACCAAUAUCAACUUUAAGGGUUUUGCAGUGGGAAACGGUCUCAGCAGCUAUGCCUUCAAUGACCAGGCGUUGAUAUAUUUUGGUUACUACCACGGCCUCUUUGGAGAAGACUUGUGGCGGGAUUUGAACCAUUACUGCUGUGAAAAUCUAAGGUGUGACUUCUACAACUCAACUUCAGACAAAUGUGUGAUUCUGGUGAAUGUUGCCUUCAACAUCGUUUAUGAUAGCGGCCUUAACGAGUAUGCGCUCUACUUGAACUGUGAGGGUCGCCGAGGGUUUCACAAAGGCUACGAGAGGGCCAUGAGUCACCUGUUCAAGGGUUACAGAAAACGCAUCACACAGAUUUCAGGCGCAGCGUCGUUUUCGAUUUCUUUGGAAGAAGUGCCGCCCUGCAUCAACAGCACAGCUCAAGCCAACUGGCUCAACAGAGGCGACGUGAGGAAAGCUUUGCAUAUUCCUGACACGCUGCCAAAGUGGGAGCUGUGCAGUGAUGUUGUCGGGCAGAGUUACACAAACUUGUACCCGUCCGUGAAGGAGGUCUAUCUGAAACUGCUUGCUUUGGGCCUCCGAGCGCUGGUUUACAACGGGGACACAGACAUGGCCUGCAACUUCCUUGGAGAUCAGUGGUUUGUGGAAGACCUUGGAAUGAAGGCCACAACAAAGUACCAACCCUGGCACCAUGACCAGCAGGUUGCAGGUUUCUACCAGCAGUAUGGAAACAUCACUUUCCUGACAGUUAAGGGUGCAGGUCACAUGGUUCCACAGUGGGCUCCAGGUCCAGCUCUUCACAUGUUCCAGUCCUUUCUAACAAACAGCUACUACUGAGCCAUCCUUGAUGGAGAUGUGGAGUUGUCACUUUUUCAGGGAUUUUGAGGGGAAAAUACAGUUUUUGUUGGACAUAUUUUUGGUUGUGCAGAAAACAUACUUACAUUUUAUGCAGUGCAAAAAAAUGUACACUCAAAUCACAGUUUGCACUUUAUAGUGAUGCAGAGGGACUUGAAGCUGGUUUCAUUCAAAUUGUAUUUUUAAGAAACCUAUGUAAUAAAUACAUUCUCAUGUU
Molecule: messenger RNA, 1722 nt
Organism: Nerophis ophidion (straightnose pipefish)
Lineage: Eukaryota; Metazoa; Chordata; Actinopteri; Syngnathiformes; Syngnathidae
Product: cathepsin A-like
Exons: 11
Coding region: 102-1487 (461 amino acids)
Biological process (GO): proteolysis
Molecular function (GO): serine-type carboxypeptidase activity
Source: RefSeq, a predicted model, not a curated record